Molecule: messenger RNA, 1026 nt
Organism: Dacryopinax primogenitus
Lineage: Eukaryota; Fungi; Basidiomycota; Dacrymycetes; Dacrymycetales; Dacrymycetaceae
Product: kinesin-domain-containing protein
Exons: 4
Coding region: 1-1026 (341 amino acids)
Biological process (GO): microtubule-based movement
Cellular component (GO): microtubule; kinesin complex
Molecular function (GO): microtubule binding; ATP binding; microtubule motor activity
Source: RefSeq, a predicted model, not a curated record
AUGAGGGAGCGGUUCAAGUUCAGGUAUCUCUGCAUAAAAAGACUCGGCGAUGCACUGCUGACGCGCCGCUAUAGCUUCAAGAGCUGCUGGGAUCAGACGAGCAACCAAGACUCCAUCUUUACCCGGGACGUACGUCCGAUUCUCGAACAUGUACUCGAAGGCUACACAGCGUGUAUAUUCUGCUACGGCGUCACAUCUUCCGGCAAGACCCACACGAUGCAAGGCAGCCCCUCCGAACCAGGGAUCAUCCCGCGUGUUGUACAAUAUUUUUUCCACUCCAGCUUUGGGGAGCAGCGGAACGGCGUGCAGGUGGCCGUGAGCUACAUGGAGAUCUACAAGGACGAAGUGUAUGACUUGUUUGUUGAUAGGCAGGAGGGGGUCAAGUUGCCGGUGCGAGAAGCGGGUGGACAGAUAUUUGUCGCGAACCUGACUGAAACGAUGGUAGCCAGCCCGCAUGCUUUCGACCAGAUGUUUGCUGUCGCAUGCAAGAACCGCUCGACGGGCGCAACGCUACUCAAUCGCGCAUCCUCCCGCUCACACGCUAUCCUAGCCAUCCGUGUCCGAGUCUCCCGCGUGGAUGGGACUGUGACUGAGGGCAAGAUCAAUCUGAUCGAUCUCGCCGGUUCAGAGAACAACAAACUCACGGGAAACGAUCCCUCCCGGAUGGCCGAAUCCAGCGCCAUCAACCGUUCCCUUUCCGUCCUCGGCCAAGUUGUCGACGCGCUAAACCGCAACCUCACACGUGUCCCGUACAGGGACUGCAAACUCACCCGGAUCCUUCAGCCCUUCCUGGGAGGGAACGGCAUGAGUCUCUUGAUAUGCAACAUUGCGCCCGGAGGCAAGUUCAGGCAGGACACACUCAACACGCUGAACUUUGCGAAUCGGACGAUGGAGGUCGAGAACAGACCCGUCAGGGCUCCAAUCACGAAGGCUCCCACUCAGCUGCCGAGACCCGGACACCGUACGCACUUGUCAUCCUAUGCUUACCUAUCCGAGCUAACGAGAAACAGAGCGCCGCUACUCUGA